CAGCUUUCUUUCUCGAUCUUCCCUUUCAUUCAAUUCCCUUCUUUAAUUGCGUUUCUCCCUUGAAAGAUUGUCUCUCUCUAUCUCAGAUCUGAUCUCCAAUCUAGGGUUUUAGCAUCUUCUCCCUUGUUAAUCUGAUUCUGUACAAUUUCUAGGGUUCAAAGCAUAGGGAUUUUGCACAAAAUUUCAAUGUUUAUGGAGUUUCUAUGACCCUCUCUAACCCCAUGCGUCGGAUUCGUCUCCUUCACUCCUUCUCGGUCGUCUUCCUCUACUGGUUCUACGUUUUCUCAUGAACUCACCCUCAGCACGUUGAUAAUCUCUCUCUGUUAUUUAGUUUUAGCUAGCUGAUCCCGAUUUUUCUUAGUCUAAAAAACAAAGAACAGAAACCCUAAUUCCCUUUUGACAAAACGCUAGUUUCAUCGAUAAGAACCAGAAAGAAGAAGACGUAAGAGAAGGAGUUGAAAUGGCUUCAGUUUACCGCAAUUCGAGCUCAGGAUCGGAGGGCGGAGAGCCCGUGAUGGAUGAGAGGAAGAGGAAGAGGAUGCUGUCGAACCGCGAAUCGGCGCGGCGGUCGCGGAUGAGGAAGCAAAAGCAGCUGGUUAAGAUGAAGGAGGAAUCUUAUGCAGAGAUUGAAUCCUCAAACGGCGUCAUCAGGGCUCAGAUCACGGAGCUUGGGGACAGGCUUAAGUUCCUCAAUUCCAUCCUCGAAAUUGCUGAAGUCGUAAGCGGCGGUGAGCUCUCCGUUGAUUUACCGGAGAUUCUGGAUCCUCUCAUGAAGCCUUGGCAGAUUCCUUACCCAUUUCAGCCAAUCAUGGCUUCGGCAGACAUGUUCCUGCAUUGAAGUGUUACAGAAUUAUGUUGGUGUUUGGCAGAGAAGCUCCUGCUCGGAUGUGUGGGUAGUUUAGUAAUUUAGUUUGGGAUUCUUGUGUCGCCAUUGGGUGGUAGUUUUAAAAUAAAAAGGGGGCUUCAGUUUGGGGUUGUGAAAGUGUUCGGAAUGAUGAUGAGUGCCAAUGUCAUGUCUGUGAAUUAUAUGUAUCUGCUUGUGAUGUUCUCUGGGUUCAGUUAUAUGCGAUGUUCUGUUUCAUUAAAUGGCAUUGUCUUGUUUUGUAUCUGUAUUAUCAUUGUUAAUUGGAAAUGAUGUUCUCUUCUUACGCUUU
Molecule: messenger RNA, 1154 nt
Organism: Arachis ipaensis
Lineage: Eukaryota; Viridiplantae; Streptophyta; Magnoliopsida; Fabales; Fabaceae
Product: bZIP transcription factor 53
Biological process (GO): positive regulation of DNA-templated transcription
Cellular component (GO): nucleus
Molecular function (GO): transcription cis-regulatory region binding; DNA-binding transcription factor activity
Source: RefSeq, a predicted model, not a curated record